AUGAAAAUUGGAGAAAAAAGAUCAAAAACAAAGAGCAAUAAAAUGUUUCUUCUUGGUAGCAGAGAAGAGAAAGAGCACCCGAGUGGAGAAAACGACUUGAGAAGAAAAACAACUGCAACUGCAAUAGGAUUUCCAAAAUUGGAACACCUUUCAAUACCGGAAUCAAUUCCCAUAAAAACAAAGAAAAAAUUCAAAAAAAUUCCUUCAUUGAGAGAAACGGCAUCGACAAGAAGAAAAGAAGAAAAUGUUUCACCGUACACCACCUCUAAAGAAGAUCCGGAGCACAUGAACGAACUCAAACGAAUCAGUCGUGAUGUCUCCGAAGAGAUUGAAAGAAGAUUCAGUUGUAAUCGAGAUAUUUUUGUUGUGCUACACCCUCGAUCUAAAGCAAAGAAUGAACAACAAUGCGGUAAUCAUCUCAUUGCAGUAAUGAAUGCUGUGCGAAACUUGACUCCUAUCGAACACGAGAACUACCCAAGUUUGAAUCUUGUGCAGUAUAUUGAAAACGUUCCUGAUGAUGUUCCAUCAGAGAGAAUCGUGUACUGGAACAGCCUCGUUUUUGGAGAGGUUUUGACUAUCAACAUAUCAAAAGCCUUGAAAAAAUUGAAUGACUCCGAUGUACUCCGUCCAUUUGAAGUAUGCCAUACAAGCGGUGAAUUUCUGAACAACUACGGUCCUGUAAAACAGUUUAUCGACUUUAGUAUCGACGGACAUGAAAUGGAUCACGACAGCUUAAAGCAUGCAGUGACCGAAGUUCUAAAAGGUUCUAUGAAAUUCUCGUUUUUUCAAGUUUUCGUGGAAUGCGUUAUCUAUUCUCAAUACUGCUAUCAUUGUCUCGGAUUUAUUCUCAGCUCUCUGGAAAACAGAAAUCUUGUAUCCAAAUGCAUUAGUAUGCUCGCUCAAGGACUUUGCAGUCCAAAAGAAAGUAAAAGGAUGGAGCUUGGCUUCGACUGGAGAACCGAUGACAAUGAAAAACACAAGUACAGUUUCUGGAGACUAGAGUACCAGCUGGCCCGACCAAAAUUUUCCCGGGAGACAACGUUUGACAACGAAUGGGGCAGCUUCAGCAGUACCAAUUUCUCAAUAAGACGCGAUCGAGAACUCUAUCUUGCACGAAGUUCGCCAACUUAUGAUAAUGAUGAUCAGCUAGAAGUCGACUAUGAAAUUGAAAAGAGUGCUCCAAAGCGAGUCGAAAUAAACGUAAAGAAGAGGAGAAAUACCAAAAGAAAAGCAAGUGCGAGAGGAGUUGAAGGAGAAUAUGAAAUUCCUGUCACAAAGAAACUCUCAGUUGAAUCAAAGCAAUCAGUUCCAGAAUCACUUUCUCCUAGAAGAGUUAUCAAGCCAAGAAGCUUCUUAGCCGAACAAAAUCAUAUCAUCACUAAUUCCAAAAAAGCGCUGGACGUGGACAAUGUUGGGAAUGUCAGUGAGGGUGAGGAUGACGACGUCAUUCAUGUAACCCAAGAAGAAAUUUGGAACACAACAAAAGACGUGAUUAUCAGGAGAGCGGUGGAGUCCGGAUUUCGGUUUUCUAGGGCUAGAGAAUCUUCUCUCAGUCCUCCGAAAAAUAAGUCAGCGUGGUCUCGUAAUCAUCACAGAAUGGCAGUGUUAGGUAGCAGAUACGAGGCUUUUCAAAAUUUCAAACCAGAGUUCUCGAAGAAAGCUAACGGGAAGAUAAUUGCUUUCGAAAUUGUGUGUGUUGAGCCGACACCAGAAAAAUUGUCAAUUUAUGAGGAGUCCCAAGAAGAGUCUAUUUUGGAUUCGGGCAUUUCUUCGCUUUUCUCGUCAUCAUCUGGAGAGUUGGAUACUGAGAAAGAAGCUUUACCAGAAGCAACCGAUCCUAGCAUCAUGGUUCCUAGUUGCGAAUCAUCAUCUGAAGACUCUCAUGACUCUGUAAAGAAUAAACGACAGAAGUUUAGAUAUGCUGAAGAAUUCGCGAAAUACAGAAGAUCCCCUCCUCGGAACAGAUCACAAACUCAAUCCCAGGACAUUAAAGCUCAACGUUGGUACUAG
Molecule: messenger RNA, 2010 nt
Organism: Caenorhabditis briggsae
Lineage: Eukaryota; Metazoa; Nematoda; Chromadorea; Rhabditida; Rhabditidae
Exons: 10
Coding region: 1-2010 (669 amino acids)
Source: RefSeq, a predicted model, not a curated record